AGUCAGUGGCUGAUAAUGUGUGUGUGUGUGAAUGCUAUGGACUCAAAUGCAACUAAGUCCUGCCCUUCCACAGCGCCGAUACUGGAGUCAUGAUCUGCAGUUUGUUUCGGGGACGCGUCCUCUGUUUUGAACCCUAAACUCAAACGUGAAAACCUCGUAUUGUUUAUCACCGCUGCCGACCCGACCACCCUGAAAUUGCACCAGCCCCGGCACGGUUGUUAAACCCGGGAGAGGACCUUGCGCAGUGCUAAAAAAGGAGCAAGCGGUUGCAGCCUCUUCGGGGAAUGUCGGUUUGGCCGUCACUCCAUGACACCACAUCGGCCUCCUCAGAUACCAACGGAAAAAUGGGGUUAUUCUGUGGAGAGUGAAGAGUCAAGGAGACAGGGCAGCAGCAGCAGUGGACUGGACCCAGCCAUGGUCAUACAUGUUGGUAUCAGCUGAGACAUGGACUGAGCUGUGUGACUUCCCCUAACGGACGCACAGUCAGACGGACGGACGGACGGACGGACGCCGCGUCGUCUGUACCCCUACCCCAGACACCCACCUCACUUGCCAGCCGUUCAAAUGCACCCCGACAAUAAGCUGACCAAUCAUGGCAAGCAAGUGAGCAGCGACAGCCAAUCCCAGCUCUCCAAUGUGACCCAGCAGCAGGAGGGGGCCAAUAAGGGCCUGGGGGCGGGCAGCCAAUCGGUGAUGAAGACGAAGAGGGAGAGAAGUGUGUCCGUGGACUCUGGGGAACAGAGAGACGCGCUGGAGCCUGACGCCAAAGUAGAAGGUGUGAUGAGAAGUAAACGGCGGUGUGUAUUGGAGAAGAAACAGCCCUAUAGUGGAGAUGAGUGGUGCUCUGGCCCCGACACUGAGGAGGAGGAGGACAAGCCACAGCCUGCUACACACUGGCCUCUCCAGGGUCUCUCUGGUCCCUCCUCCAAAGCAGGGCCAGGCCCCCCCCCCCCUGACCCCUCUCUUACCCCUGGGAUGGGGCGUGGUCUGGGGCCAGGAGGUCAAAGGUCAGAGAUGCCUCGCCCCGCUCAGCAGGUGGUCUAUGUCUUCACUACCAGCCUGGCCAACAGUGCUGCUGAAUCAGUGAUGCACGGCCACUCAGACUCUAUUCUCCUGUUCCACCAGCAGAAUGUCCCACGCACCAAACAACUGGAGCAGUGCGCCCCAUCAGGGAAACAUCCCAGUCUGUCAGGGCAGCUGAGCUCCAGCAGCACCCCUCCCAUGGGCACCCCCAAGUCCCAGAGCGGCACCCCCAGACCGGCCUCUGUGGUAGGGUGCCACCUCCAGGCUGCGGGAAGCAGGACCCCCUCUUCAACGGGACACCCCGACUCUGAGCCCCCCCAGACCAGACUGGGGGGUCCUGGAGUCUCCAAUAACAGUAGCAGUACCCCCUCCCACCAGCCAGGGAGCGCUGUUGCGCCUACACCCUGUGGACCAGGCCCAGGCCCCGGGGGUGGAGGUCGUGGGGGGGAGGGGAAAGGGGUGCUGCCUCACCCCAGUGCGGGGGUGUCUCCGUCAGGUAGCCCCUCGGUGCUCUCAGCCCACCUGCAGGUCGAUGUGGGGGUGCGGGGCGGGGGUGGUCCGGGGGGUAACGGGGGAGACGGGGGUCUGUCUAAAGAACAGCUGGAGCACAGAGAGAGGUCUCUACAGACCCUCAGGGACAUCGAGAGGCUUCUGCUCCGCUCCGGGACAGCAGGGGGCGCCGUAGAGCCACCAGGCCCCAACAACAACCCCAACAAUGUAAACAACAUCAACACUGAGGGUAGUGGCGGCGGUCCGAUGGAGGACGGGGAGAAUAGCGGUAACGGUAAUAAUACUGGUGGGAACAGCUUGUUGCUUCCCCCUAUGGGCCAGAUGAAGAGGUACGAGGAGCCUCUCAGGUCCAUCAUCUCCCAGACGCAGCAGCUGGGGGGGCCAGGGGGGAUGGACGACUCUCCCAUGGGGGGUCCCCACCCCCACAGCCUGCCCCCCCACCACUCCCCUGGGGGCCUGGACAUGGGGCCCCUCUUGGGUCCUGACGGUCUGACCCCGGAGCAGGUCGCCUGGAGACAGCUGCAGGAGGAAUAUUACCAGGAGAAGAGAAGGCAACAGGAGAUUCAGCCCAACCCUCACACACACCCACAGCACUUCAGAAUGAUGCAGGAGAUGAGCAUGGGGCAGGGGGGGCCCCCGAUUAUGAUGAGGGGUCCCCCUCCGCCGUACCACAGCAAGCCUGGGGAGCAGCAGUGGGGGCCAGCUGGGAUGGGACCGGGAGGGAUGGGGCCGGGUAACCCUCGGAUGAUAGACAUGCACCACGAGGGGCCCCGGGGUCCACGGUUCCUGGGCCAGAUGCAGAGGGGUCCCCCUGGAGGAGGGGGGUUCCCAGGCAGUCCUGGAGGGGUGUUAUCCAUUGAGGGUCUCAGCCCCCAACGGGCCCCCAGGCCAGGCAUGUGGAUAGAAGACCUGCCCCCCAACAUGAUGGGUGGUGGCAGGGGGCCGUUCUACCAUGGGGGGCCAGGUGGGGGACCCCCCCAACACAUGCAGGGUGACCCUGAGCGCCUGCUGACCCGGGAAGAUAUGUUCCGCAUCAUGGAGAAGAGGCAGCUGCAGGGGCUCCACCACCUGGAGCUGGAGAGGAUAGCCCAACAACAACAACAGGGUAUGGGGGGCCCCAGGAUGAUGGAGGGGCCAGGGGGGUUCCCCAACCAGGGGAUGGGCCGAGGGCCGGGAUCGAGGGAGGACCCCAUGGACUUCCUAGGGUCCAGGGAGAUUAUGGGGUCCCCGGGCGGGGGUGUAGGAGGAGGGGGUCCCCAGAUGAGAGAUCUAGUAGACUCCUCUCUCGGCCCCGGGGGGAUGAACAUGAACAUGAAUGUUAACAUGAUGAACCAGCAGAUGAACCAACAGCAGCAGAUGAUGCUGCAGAAGCUGAGAGGAGGAGGAAGAGGAGGAAGAGGAGGAGGAGGGCCACUAGGGGACUUGCUUAGCCAGGAGGACAUCGCUCGGAUCCGAGCCGCCCAGAAUGGUGGUGGACGUGGAGGGAAUAAAGUGAUGAUCCAGGGACCUGACGGCCCGCUCCAGUUCCCCAAUCAGGGGCCCUUCCCUGGGGGACCGGGAGGAGGCGAGGGGGGUUACCUCCAGGGGCCCGGGGUUGACAUGUUCGGAUUGCCUGACCAGCAUGGUGGGGGGCCUCACAUGGGGGGUACGUCUCGCCUCAGCCACAUGCCCAUGGGGGGCGGUGGUGGUGGGGGGGGACCCCGGUGCGCGGACCUAGGCCCUCACCACCCUUCGGACCUGUCCAUCAACGUGAACCCCAGCAUGGUCUCCCCGGCGAUGCACCCUCCCCCUCACCAGCUCAAGUCUCCGUCCCUCAUCCAGGAGCCGUCGCCCCUCAUGAGCUCACCCUCCACCGCAGGCCUUAAGUCCCCCUCUCAGAUAUCCUCCGCUGGGGGUUCUCAGAGCCAGCAACACCCCCUACCUCCUGCCUCUGGGGCCGGGACCCCCUCCUCUUCCUCCAUGAAGUCUCCCCAGGUGAUGGGCCCCUCCCUGGGGCUGCGCUCCCCCUCGGGCUCCCCUGGACGUCUGAAGUCUCCAGCCAUGGUGGCGUCUCCAGGGUGGACGUCCUCUCCUAAGACAGCUCUACCCAGCCCUGGGGGACCUAGCAGUGGAAAGGGGCUGGGGAACGGAGGCAGCAGCUCCACAGAGACAGGACCCCCCAGGAGUUCUAACUCCACACCUAUCAGCCAGCCGGGUUCCAUGGCUCCCAGCAUGCCGUUCACCUCGUCGCCAGACAACCCUCCGACUCAGAACCCCCUCUCCCUCAUUAUGUCACAGAUGUCCAAGUAUGCCAUGCCUAGCUCCACCCCCCUCUACCACGACGCUAUCAAGACCAUCGCCACCUCCGAUGAUGAGAUGAUGCCAGAUCGCCCUCUGCUGUCCGGAGUCAACAUCGGAGGUAACCCAGGGAACCACCAGGGCUCUAUGCUGCUGUCCCAGAGUUCCAUUGGGCCCCACAGCGGCCAGCUGUCCCCCAACCCCAUGGGCCUGAACGGUAUGAACCCUGCCAUGAUGGGGUACAGCUUGUCCCCCAUGCACCCCCAAAACCAGAUAGGAGGGUUCCCUCGCAUGCAGCACCCCGGAGGCCCCAUGCACUCCCCUCUGGGCGGUAUGCCCCCCCAGUUCUCCCAACAGAACCCAGAAGAUGUCAUCCCCCCCCAGCAGCUGCAGCACAUGCUCAGUAAGGGCCUGUCCCACCCCCACCAGCGCGGCCCCCACCCCUCGGACUCCUUUAUGGGCCCCGACGGCCCCGACCUGAGUGACGUCAUCCGACCGACCCACUCUGGCAUCCCGGAGUUCGACCUGUCUCGUAUCAUCCCCUCCGACAAGCCCUCCUCCACCCUGCAGUACUUCCCCAAGGCAGAGGGCAUGUCCGGGGGCCAGCAGGGCCAGGGGAACCACCCUAACCCCCACCAGGGCCAGCCUGGCUCCCAGGGACCUGGCCAAGGCCCCCCUCCUCCACAGCUCCUGAAACAGCUCUCUGCCCCCGGCCCUCACAGCAAUGCCCCCUCCUCCAACCCUCACAUCGCCAACCUGCAGAACAUGAUGGCAGAGCACCAGCUGCCCCCCCACCCCUCCCACUGCGGGAUGGGUAGGCAUGGUAUUGGGGGGAUGCCCCAGGGAGGGUCCAGGGGAAUGGGGGGUCCGGGUGGAGGGGGCAUGGGUGGCCACAUGAUGCACCCUGGACACCUGAUGGGCAGGACAGGUAUGGGUAUGGGGCCAGGCCACACCCAGCAACAGCUCCAACAGCAGGCCAUGAUGGCUAACAGCCUCCUCCACGGUGGCCACCCCGGUCCCCAGCCCCACCCCUCCAUGAUGUCCUCCCAACAGCACAGCCUAAUGGCCCAGCAGAACCUCAUGCUGAUGCAGGCUAAGCAGAGAGGUAUGGGCCUUCCCGGGGACCCCUUCGGCCAGCAAGGGGGACCCCUCAUGUCCCCUCAGGGCCCCAUGAUGGGUCCUGGCCCCCCACACCCCCAGGGUGGGAUGAUGGGCCCCGGCAUUGGCCCUGGCCCCCAGGGGCCACUCAGACAGAGAGGGAUGUCCCUGGACAGUCCCCUAGGCUACGGCCCUGGGCCAGGGAGUAUGGCUAACAUGCCCUUCUGAUCGUCCUGCUGCAUGGCUGCAGCCCAAAGAGCACUCUAUUUACUACACAGUGCUGACUGUAAAAACCUUCUUUCCAAUAGGGCGUGUUUCCAUUGUCUCAUAUGUUUUCAUGAAUGUUAAUAUUGUUAUUAUUAUUGCUUCAAAUUGUUAAACAAAUAAAUGAUAUCAGUUGAUAAUCUUCAUAUUGUUUGGAGUACAAACUGAUAAAAAAAAUAAUAAUAAUAUUGAAGAGCUGUCGUGAUAACGGUUUAAUAAAGACAUUUGAAGCCAUUUUCUAAAAUAUCUGUAAAAUAGGUAGCCUAUAUUUCACAGAUGACUGUAUUUGUUUUGGACGAGGUUUACGGUUGUGAGGAAAAGCCUCUGGAUUUAUAUAUGUUUUAAUAUCAUUGAUUAUUUUUCUCCUCCGGCUACCAAACUGGAAUAUAUAAAAAAUAAUAUAUAUAUAUAUAUAUACAUACAGUACCAGUCAAAAGU
Messenger RNA from Coregonus clupeaformis (lake whitefish), 5610 nucleotides. It is a transcript of the gene bcl9l, whose product is annotated as bcl9 like. Gene Ontology annotation, biological process: negative regulation of transforming growth factor beta receptor signaling pathway; canonical Wnt signaling pathway; positive regulation of transcription by RNA polymerase II. Gene Ontology annotation, cellular component: beta-catenin-TCF complex. The record is from RefSeq and is a predicted model, not a curated record. Lineage: Eukaryota; Metazoa; Chordata; Actinopteri; Salmoniformes; Salmonidae. Bases 565 to 5136 code for a protein of 1523 amino acids. The transcript has 9 exons. Gene Ontology annotation, molecular function: beta-catenin binding; transcription coactivator activity.